ACCUCACUCUUUAAAAAAACGAGAAACGAAAAAGAAGAAGUAAGACCAAGUUUUCUUGAGCUAUUAACUACUAAAUAGUAUUUAGUCACCAACCAUAAACAGCAUCUCCAUUACACUCAUCCUUCCUUCUUCCCACCUGCAAAAACUAAUUGCAGUUUACCUCCAAAAUUCUUUGACGUUUCCUUGAACACCAAUUCUUCCUCCUCUCCAUCUCUCUGUCUUUGGCAAUUUCUCACUUUAGGCAAGAAAAGGCCAAGAAUGUUGAUCAAAUCCUCGGCAUAACACGCACAUGUUAUACACCUUCGGGUUGAUUUAGAUGAAAAGUCUCUUGGGGUGGAGAUGGCUAUGGCUGAGAAUUGAAGGGCCAGUAAGAUGAGCCUUGAAAAAGAGGGCAAUCAAAGAAGAAGUAAUAACAGAGGAAGAAGAUCCCAUGCAACAAGCCCAUGGAUGAUGUACCUGGUUCAGUAGGGACUAGUGCCAGCUUCUCUUUGAGAUUGGGUCAGACCAUCUUCUCUUCUGCUUCUCUUCUUUUCAUGUCUCUCGGUGUUGAAUUCUACAGCUACACUGCUUUCUGCUACUUAGUUACAAUCAUGGGUUUGGCUAUUCCAUGGAGUUUCACAUUGGCAAUAGUUGAUGGAUACUCUGUUCUGGUAAAAUGCCCUAUUCGACAACCGGGAAUACUUCUGAUUAUUGUCCUUGGAGAUUGGGUGUUAUCAACUCUCAUAUUAGCCGCAGCAUGCUCAACAGCUAGCGUUGUGGAUCUCCUGCUCCACUCUAAUGGAUCUCAUUGCCCUCCAAAGAUUUGCAGCAGGUAUCAAAUAUCGGCUGCCAUGGCUUUCUUGUCUUGGUUUCUGUCUAUGGCUUCUUCUCUUUUCAAUCUUUGGUUACUCCCUUCCUUGUGAUUUUUCACUCGUAGUUCAAAGGCAAAUUUUGCGAUUAGCGUAAGAUUGUUAAUGGUUAGAAAAUCCAAGUUCUGUACGUACACAUGUUCAAAGUUUUGACAAUUGUGGAUCCAAAACCAUAUGGUUACAAUUUUGUUUA
Messenger RNA from Populus nigra (black poplar), 1041 nucleotides. RefSeq names its product CASP-like protein 5C1. The record is from RefSeq and is a predicted model, not a curated record. Bases 444 to 902 code for a protein of 152 amino acids. NCBI's taxonomy places the organism in Eukaryota, Viridiplantae, Streptophyta, Magnoliopsida, Malpighiales, Salicaceae. The transcript has 3 exons. Gene Ontology annotation, cellular component: membrane.